AUGUCAAGGUCCAAAACUGUCUCAAUGCCUUUAGCAAUCCACUUCACAUUAAGCAAGACUCAAUGCUCUAAUACUGAUGCUGAGUUAAUUAGAAUGGAGACCAUACCCUAUGCUAAUGUGAUUGGAUCCUUGAUGUAUGCUAUGAUAAGCACUAGGCUUGACCUAUCAUUUGUGAUAUCAUUGCUGAGUAGAUUCAUGUCCAAUCCUGGUAUGGAACAUUGGACAGCCCUAAAGUGGGUACUCAAAUAUGUUAGUGGAUCUUUAAAUAUGGGACUGGAAUACUGUAAAAGAUCUGCCUCACUUGAGCUGGAUGGUUUUGUAGACUCUGAUUUUGCAGGUGACAGGGACACUAGGAAGUCAACCACUGCAUAUUACUUUACCUUGGGGGGCAACUGCAUCAGCUGGAAGUCCCAAUUACAGCCUAUAGUUGCACUAUCAACAACCGAGGCUGAAUAUGUGGCUGUAGCUAAUGUAUUUAAAGAGGCAAUGUGGCUCAAAGGGAUCCUGAGUGAAGCAAACCUGUCUGAACUGAAGCCAACCAUUUUUUCAGACAAUCAAAGUGCAAUACGUCUGAGUAAGAAUCCAGUGUACCAUGAGCGAACCAAACACAUGGAUGUUCGCUAUCACUUUGUGAGAGAUCUGAUCACUAGGGAGGAGAUAGCACUCAAUAAGGUUCCUACUGAGCACAAUCCAGCAAACAUGGGUACUAAGAUUGUUACAAUUGCUAAGUUCAAGCAUUGCUUGAACCUACUGUCCAUUCAGUAA
This is a messenger RNA of Pistacia vera, 765 nucleotides long. Its product is annotated as secreted RxLR effector protein 161-like. NCBI's taxonomy places the organism in Eukaryota, Viridiplantae, Streptophyta, Magnoliopsida, Sapindales, Anacardiaceae. The transcript has a single exon. The record is from RefSeq and is a predicted model, not a curated record. Bases 1 to 765 code for a protein of 254 amino acids.